ACACAUGGUCUUAUAAUCACAAGACACACAUAAACACCACUCUUUUUGUUCUUGUUGAUAUAGCUUCAAGAUAGUGUGAACAAUUAACACUAACCAGGUUAUGAUGAAGAACAAAAGGCCUAGUAGAAGGGACAAAAAGGAGAUCAAAGUUACAUAUAUUUCAAGCCCUGUGAAGGUUAAGACAAGUGCUUCAAACUUCAGAGCUAUUGUGCAAGAACUCACUGGUCAAGAUUCCAAUGUUGCUGAAACCUCCAUGCCCAUUGAAGCAAAUGGUUCUGAAAGAGUUCACAAUGUUGCACAGGGCUAUUAUUUGCCUGAGGCUACUUUGUUGAAACCUGAUUACAGUGAGUUUCUUUCGAGAUCAUUGAUGGAGCCAUUCAACCAACAGCUUCAAUACGAUUUGUGGAGUUUUGAUAUGUCCUAGGUUUUUUGAUUAUUUUAUCCAGGUUCUCAU
Gastrolobium bilobum is the source of this 454-nucleotide messenger RNA. RefSeq lists its product as uncharacterized. The transcript has a single exon. The record is from RefSeq and is a predicted model, not a curated record. Lineage: Eukaryota; Viridiplantae; Streptophyta; Magnoliopsida; Fabales; Fabaceae. The coding region runs from base 101 to 424 and encodes 107 amino acids.